AUGUACGGCUAUUCAAUCAUCAUCGUAGCAAGCUUUGCUCGCCUUGUGCUGAGCUACGCAGUUCAACCACCAGUUGCACAUGAUAGGAUCAUUCGCCGCUGUGACAACGAAACCCAUUCGUUGUUCUGGCCAUAUAGCAAUGGCUCAUUGACACAAUCGCCCUAUGACCCCGAGAUCCAUGGCUCGGCAGGUUCAGGACUACUCACAGCCGGACCAUCAACAGGCUAUCCAAUUCCUCAGCCUUGUGGUGGCUAUGGUGGUUUCCCGUGUUUCCCGACUGGAACGAAUGGGCCAACUGCCGAAGCCACCGCUUCUUCCGAUAUUUCCAACGCGUCUUGGACUCAGUCUACCGCGAAUGCCUCUGCAAAUACUCCCAGUCAAUCAUUUGAUGUUGGCCCGCAUAUGACUUGGACGGCGUUCUCCCCUCUAGUCCAGUCAGCGAUAUCAACAAUCAGUGAGACUGUAACUGCAUCUGGGACCUCACUGUCUGGAAAUGAUUCCACGGAUUCCACGGGGUUCAGUUCUGCGACUUCAACGGAUCAUGGGUCUGAAGUCAGCAGCAUACAGUCCAACCCGACAACGUCAACGGAAUCCUCCAGUGACGUGGUACUGACCUCUCUGACCAGCAAUGCCACUGCCACUACGCUUUACAAUCACACCCGUACGAUCGGGUCUUCACAGCCCUUCGUUUCCCCAUGCCGGAACAGCCUAGGCUCUAGUUGUUCCUUCGGUAACGCAACAUACAUACCGACAGGCUCGGGGACGGGCGGCUGGGGCCCGCGUUGGACCAACGCAUCAUCUUACCCUCCACAGAGUGAUGCUUCCCCCCCUGGAACGGCGUCACAAGACCUAAGUGAGCUUGUAGCAACCAUCACAAUUGACCUCACACCGUCACCCGAGGAGAUUACCUUAACAGCUACGGUCAACGUUGGAGGUGUGCAGACGUCUUCAAGAGCCGUGGGGAAUGUGACUGAAUACACCAGCACAACCAGUUCAGCAACAGCUUCGUCCCAGGAGAACGGCCUUAUUACCAUGACGAUUGUGGUUGCCAACAACUCAACAGAUAUACUGGGAACCCAGACUGGUUCGCCAACGAACCCAACCUCGACGUUGGUGAAUUCGUCAGUUUCUGAACCUGCAUCUACCAUCUCUGGGGACAACUCAUCGGCGGCGAACGUGUCGGUUUCACCGCCGCCGACAACGGAAGCAACAUCUGGGGUGUCUGUAGGCUUGUUCACGACGUUGGCAGAGAACUCAACAAUGACAUCCCUGAAUGGCACCUUGGCUGAAACCGCGACGAUAACGACGCCUUACUGGAGCAACACCACCUCCAGUGCCCCUUGCACGGGGAACACAUCCCACAGCAACCUGCUCUGGGGUGACUGGAGCUUGACCGCUCCGUCUUUUACGCGCGAUAACAACAGCUCUUCCUCUGUAGACCAGACGUCCAGUUCCCAGACAGUGACUGCCAAUAAUACCAAUACGAGCCCCGAAUCAACGGUGGCCACGUCCUCCUCGGUGUCCAGUUUGGGCUUCAAUCUCAGCACAUCCGAAUCUGACAACUUGGUCACUCCAACUACGCUGCCCGCAAACACAUCCAUCAGCUCUCAGACCCUAGAGGGCUCCCCCACGCUGUCAAAUUCGGUUGCGUCUCCCAGCCUCAAUCCUAAUGCUUCGACCAUCUGCUUGAUCAAUGCAACAGUUGCAAGCUGCCCGAGCACAGCGGCGCCGUGGUUGUCAACUGCAGCCGUAAUUGGGACGGUUGGUGGAAGCGGUGGGAGUACGUUGACCACCUCGUUUGUUUCGGCUCCAAAUGGCAGCUUCUCAAGUGCUGGCGGUCCCUUGGGCCAGUCCCUUGUGCCACUUAAGCAAGCUCAAGCCCGGUCCGUGAGGAAAGACAUGGCUCAUGGCAGACCUUCCCCCACCCACGAUGGAGACAGUGCAAGUAGGCACAAAGUACAUCUACAGGGCCUCGAUGAGAAUGUGGAAGAGGGUGUCGUCAAGGGCGGGCCACUCGGCUGGGUGCGAGGUCAUUUGGCCGAUUUCUUCUGA
Capronia epimyces CBS 606.96 is the source of this 2052-nucleotide messenger RNA. RefSeq lists its product as uncharacterized. The transcript is spliced from 3 exons. The record is from RefSeq and is a predicted model, not a curated record. NCBI's taxonomy places the organism in Eukaryota, Fungi, Ascomycota, Eurotiomycetes, Chaetothyriales, Herpotrichiellaceae. The coding region runs from base 1 to 2052 and encodes 683 amino acids.